Mesorhabditis spiculigera is the source of this 297-nucleotide messenger RNA. Lineage: Eukaryota; Metazoa; Nematoda; Chromadorea; Rhabditida; Rhabditidae. The record is from the annotation of a GenBank genome assembly.
AUGGUGACAAACUGCAAGGCCUCUAAGAAGAACAUCGCCGUCGUUGCAGCGUGGUUUAAGUGGACGAUGCGUGGUUUUGUUUAUAUUGUACUGAUGGGAUACCUGCAGCUAGAAGACCGCCUGAAAAAGGAUGUGGCAGAGCACGGGCUUGAUUUGAUGCGGCAACGCGAUGCGUCUGUUAAUCCAUCCAAUCUGCUGCUGAUGAUUGAAGGAGAAACCCUGAAAAACAAUACUUUCGAUAUUGAUAUCGAUAUCGGGCCUGCGGCGGUGUUCAGGAGUCUUGGACGCGGAAAUCUU